CCGCGGCUGGAGUUCUAAAAGGCUUUUCUUCUAGGAGGGAAAGAAGGUGGGCAGAUGGAGGGGGACAGGCUCCCUGUACCCCCUAGUCAGGAGGAGCGUUCGCAGCGGAGCAGCAUCUCCUCCACAGGACCCCGAACUCUGGAUGUCGUGGUGUACCUGAUCAAUGACACAGAGGUGCGGCUGACAGUGGACAACCUGCCUUCGGCCACUGCCCUCGAGUUACAUCGUCUCGUCCGGGAUGCCCUGAGGCUGCCAGAAUGUGCCCUGGAGGUUUUUUCUUUGUGGCUGGUUUCCCCUUUGCUAGAGGUGCAGCUGAAACCCAAGCACCAGCCCUACAAGAUUUGCCGGCAGUGGCAUGAGCUCCUCAUCCGAUUCACCAGCAGCUCUGAAGACGAGAUCUAUGAAGAUGAGCCAUCUCUGCAGUUGCGAAGGAACGUCUUUUUCCCAAAGAGAAAGGAGCUGCAGAUCCAGGAUGAGGACGUGUUGCAGCUCUUGUACGAGGAGGCCAAAUACAACAUCUUGGAAGGGAGGUACCCCUGCGACCCGGUGGACUGUGAGAUGCUGGGAGCUUUGGUCUGCCGGCUGAGCUUGGGCCCAUAUGACCCGGACCGGCACACAGCCUGUUUCUUGAAGGAGAAGUUGGAUUCCUUCCUGCCAUCCCAUCUCUUCCAAAGAGGACAUGGCCUCUUUUCAGCCCUAUGGAAACGCGGGGCCCGGCCACCUGCCUAUGAGCAGGGCCUGCUGCAUGCCUACCAGAUGGUACCUGAAGAUAGGGCCUGUGAGGAAAAUGCUGCCCUGCAGAGACAUUACCAGGCCUACCUGCAAAAGUGCCAUGAACUGCCUUACUAUGGCUGCGCUUUUUUCUCUGGGGAAAUAGACAAGCCAGUGCAGGGCUUCUUGCAUCGAGGAGGGCGCAAAGCUGUCUCAGUUGCCAUCAGCCUGGAAGGAGUCUAUAUCAUCGACAGCAAGGAGAAGCUGUCUGUCUCUGUCUCUCCCGGGCAGCAUGUCUUGCUUGGCCUGCACUUCCAGGAACUGUCGUGGGAUCACACCUUCCCCAGUGAAGAAGAGCACAUUCUGUGGCUGGAGUUCGAUGGAGAGAAUGAAGGCACGGCUGUCAACAAGCUGCUGAAGGUCUACUCCAAGCAGGCAGAACUCAUGAGUGGCCUGAUCGAGUAUUGCAUAGAGCUGAAUGCAGCUGCCAAGGGGGCCACUCAGGACCUGGCUGGCACUCUGACUCCUCCUCCUGAGCCCCAGAGCCCUCCCACUCGCAGGCAGCCCCCCAAGCUGCAGCGACAGAACAGUGUGCUUUGCAGCCGGAUCCAGCACCUUUCCACCAUAGACUACGUCGACGAUGGGAAAGAAAUCCGGAGGGUGAAACCCCGGCGGACUGUCUCCUUCUUUGGCCGCCAGCUGUCCAAUGCUCCUGCCUCCUAUUCUGCUGUGCGAGGCUCUGAGAAUCUGGAACAGGGCUGACUGCCUUUUGGCUCUGGGUGUUUGAAGGGAUUGUUCUAAUUUGUGGGACUGCAAUACCAGCCUGCUGACUUUCUUCUUGGGUCAGAGGCAGUCCAUAAUACUCUCUUCUCCCCCUCGCCCUGCCCCAACUAUAUAUUUCACGUAUGCUAAAUUAUUUUGUCCAGCCUGAGUUGUGCUCUGUGUGGAGUUAGAGCAGAGUUACUCAAAGUCCCUUUUAGGAUUUUUUGACUGUUUCUGACCUGAUUCCCUGCACACAGCAAAGGGGCUCUGGAAGUCCUGGCUGCCAUAAGCCAUGAAGUGCCUUACCCUCCUCUGUCUUUGACUAAGGAUUUUAUGCUGUGUCCUUUCUCUGUAAUUUAUUUUGGAUUCACAUUGCUGCUUUUUUCUGUUUCAAUAGCCUGGCCCCAAAUACUGCUUCAUUUCUAUCCCAUUCUUGUAGCAGGUUCUUCUGUUUGGAGGGGAAAAGGUUCAGAUGGGCCCGUCAGGACAUCUGAAGUAGCUACAGAGGAAAUUUCCAUUGGUGUUGCUGGAAAAAGCAGGGCUUGAAUAAUACAUGGCAAGUUGUAUCAGGUUUGUUUGCCCUGCCCUACCUCGUAACCUUCCAAGAUCCUUUUUUUUACAGGUGUUUGUACUUUUCACACAAGAAAAACCUUUUUCUUUUCUUUUUCUUACAAAUGGCUCAGUGACUGUGUCCCCAGAGGGGAAAUCUCCGAAAAACACUACAGGGUUUUGGGAUUCCUUGAGCUUAGCUUUCUUUCAAAAGCUCCUUUUAUAUACUCUAAGCAGAAGAAACUCUGCUAAAACAGUGUCUUUGGGAUGUGGCUUCCUUUUCGUUCACUACUGCUUACGUAUGGUGUCUCACAAGUCUGGUGAGUGCGUAUUCACAGCAGGUUGGCAUCGAAUGGCUCAACUGCAUGCCUACUGCUUCCCCACAUUGGCACUGACAAAGAAUUUUGUUAAAUGCGCCUCUGUUUCACCUUGAAGUUCGUCUGUGUUCAUCCACAAAUGCUUUCUUAUCACAGGAGAGUAGGCCGAAGCCAGCUACAUUUCUGCUGCGGAUUAAACACCAGCUGAGGUGUUCAUUUUGGGAGAGGAGGAAGCACAUCCUGUUCCUUUUGUUUUUGGUGUCUGGGAAGACCUCACUAUGUUCCCAAUUAAAAAUAAAAAUCGUCAGACUGUAAUAUACAGUCAUUCUCCUUUUGUAUAUUUGCCCCAAUACACACUUCCUGCACUUCCAGGAACUGAAAGUUCCUCUUGCACAUAUUGAGGUAUACCUCAUACUAAUCCACACAGCCACCAGCCAAUAUGGAUGCAGCUUGAUUCUUGUUGAUAAUCCAAUUAUACUUUAAACUAAAAAGUAAAAUGACAGCCCCUUGAAGGCUAUUUGUUCACUGCUGCAGUUGUGAGGGGAAGGGGAGCCAUGCCUUCCCAGACAGUUUAGGUUUGUUUCCUGGGAAAGGGAAGGUAGGGGAAUUUGGACUCAACUAUUUUGGUGCUGUUUUUGCGCUUCAUCUUAACUCCAAAGACAUGCUCACAAGUGGGUGUCUAGUCAAAAUCUUACCAACUUUGUUGUCCAUCACACUCUCGACAGCUCCACUUGGUUGUGGAUUUAAAUGGCAGCACCCCCACCCCUUUAAAUUCUGGAUCCAAAACACAUAAGUGGCUCCAAGUCUCUUCUAGUAUCUUUUUCACUCAGUUCUCAAGGGUAUCCACUGGUCUGGCAAUUCAAGCAUUAUGGGAAGAAUAAAGCUUAUUUAAAAAUGCUUGCUCUCCUUUCCUCCCCAGUGACUCUCUUUGAGUUCAGGCAAGUGCCUUUUAUUGAAAAGAAAUUGUGCCUUUUUACUUAAUCUCUGUUUGCAGAGUUUAUAUGCAGUUGUUAACUUGGGACAGAUAUUCUUUAUUGCAGUAAAGACAGUGGAAUCAGUAAACCGUUGCGUGUUUUUUAAUGUCCUUAAAAGUUUCUCCAGAUGCUGGAUGACGUUUUAUUUACAAAAGAUUUGAACACAAGGAUGUUAGCGGCCACAGUCCUUGGCUCUUGGUAAUUUUCUGUAUUGCCAAUAAAUUGCUUUGCCUGUA
Heteronotia binoei (common prickly gecko) is the source of this 3549-nucleotide messenger RNA. RefSeq names its product FERM domain containing 8 (gene FRMD8). Bases 55 to 1473 code for a protein of 472 amino acids. Gene Ontology annotation, biological process: negative regulation of canonical Wnt signaling pathway. The record is from RefSeq and is a predicted model, not a curated record. Gene Ontology annotation, cellular component: plasma membrane; cytoskeleton. The transcript is spliced from 11 exons. Lineage: Eukaryota; Metazoa; Chordata; Lepidosauria; Squamata; Gekkonidae.